Molecule: messenger RNA, 1026 nt
Organism: Colletotrichum spaethianum
Lineage: Eukaryota; Fungi; Ascomycota; Sordariomycetes; Glomerellales; Glomerellaceae
Product: cytochrome P450 monooxygenase fum15
Exons: 4
Coding region: 1-1026 (341 amino acids)
Molecular function (GO): oxidoreductase activity, acting on paired donors, with incorporation or reduction of molecular oxygen; iron ion binding; monooxygenase activity
Source: RefSeq, a predicted model, not a curated record
AUGCAAUGGCCCGAGACGCCCUUUGUGCGCUACCUGUCCAUGGGUAAUUCCGAGACUUUGAUGGUCAAUAACUUGGCUGCUUUCAAAGAAGUCCAGCAGGCCAGGGCCUACUCCUUCCGCAAGUCGCAGCUCGCAGCUCGCAUGUUCUCCCCCAUCACUGGACACGGACUUAUGUUUUCUGAGGGUGAAGAAAGAAAAACGCGGCGUAACCAGCUGGCCCGUGCUUUCUCCAACCAGAACACACGCAAGAUGCUGCCAGUCUUUCAGCUCAAGGCAAACCAGCUGUGCAAGGCCAUCAGUGAGGACCUUGGAGGGGAGGAGAUCAAGGUCGUUGACAGUACGCUUCUCCGCCGACUCUUUCAGUCUGAUGUUAAGCUGACCAUCCCUCCAGUUGAGUGCUUCCUCAGAAAGGCUACCCUUGACGUCUUUGUUAUCGGCUCCAUUGGGUGUGACCUCAAGAGCAUUUCCGUACCCGAAGCCCACUUCUACGACGUGUACGAGCGCAUCAUCCGCCAGCCGCCCUCUGGCCACGUCAUCACCUUUAUCGACGGCCAUAUUGCGCUCCGGUCCUGGCUGCCCCUGCAGAGCAACAAGAGGUGGUUGAAAGACGUUGCACUUAUUAGGACGAUGCUCCUCACUUGCGUUGAGAACAGACAGCAUGAGAUGAUGGUGGAGAAGAGGCUGGGGCUCAACGAAAACAAUACUGGUCGCCGCGAUAUAUUGAGCUUUAUCCUAGAGGACUGUCAACUUGAUGCCACCCAGACGAAUUUGAGAGAUUUGGAGCUCUUGGAGUAUAUGCUCAACUUCAUUGCCGGAGGUCAUGAAACGACUGGAUCGACCACAAUGUGGAUCGUCCAUGUCCUUGCAACGGAGCCAAAGGUCCAGGAGCGCCUCAAGCAAGAGGUCCUUGACCUUUGCGCCGACAAGUCGCAAGACUGGGACCCUACAUACGAGGAGCUCGAGCACCUAGUCUAUGUCAACAACUUCCUCAAGGAGAUACUACGCUUCUACUCCCCAGGAAAGUAA